Molecule: messenger RNA, 1978 nt
Organism: Cololabis saira (Pacific saury)
Lineage: Eukaryota; Metazoa; Chordata; Actinopteri; Beloniformes; Belonidae
Product: fascin-like
Exons: 5
Coding region: 125-1600 (491 amino acids)
Biological process (GO): actin filament bundle assembly; cell migration; establishment or maintenance of cell polarity
Cellular component (GO): growth cone; actin cytoskeleton; microvillus
Molecular function (GO): actin filament binding; protein-macromolecule adaptor activity
Source: RefSeq, a predicted model, not a curated record
UCUGUCUCUCUCUGUCUCUCUUUCUAUCACUCCCUCGCACACCCCUCAGUCUCUGUCCUCCUCUCUCAUCAAGCCCAGCGUUUUUCCUCCUCUUCUCUCUGCUUGCCACACGACCACCACCACCAUGUCCUCGGACGGAGACCUGCUGCGGAUCCCCCUGGGUCUCAUCAACAGCGCCGGCAAGUACCUGACGGCGGAGACCUUCGGCUUCAAGAUCAACGCGUCGGCCAGCAGCCUGAAGAAGAAGCAGACGUGGACCCUGGAGCAGACCGGGGAGGACGGCAGCGUGGUGUUCCUGCUGUCGCACCUGGGCCGCUACCUGGGCACGGACAAGGACGGCAACGUGAGCGCGGACAGCGAGACGCGCGGCCGGGACUGCCGGCUGGUGGUGUCGGCCCACGAGGACGGGCGGUGGUCGCUGCGGUCCGAGCCGCACGGCCGCUGCCUCGCCGGCAGCGAGGACCGCAUCUGCUUCGCGCAGAGCGGCGCGUCCCCGGCGGAGCGCUGGAGCGUCCACCUGGCCGUGCACCCGCAGGUCAGCCUGUACAGCCUGGCGCGGAAGCGCUACGCGCACCUGAGCGCGCAGCGCGGAGAGGUGUGCGCGGACCGGGACGCGCCCUGGGGGUUCGACUCCCUGGUGACGCUGGUGUACCGGGACCAGCGCUACCACCUGCAGACCUCCGACAACCGCUUCCUGCGCACUGACGGCGGCCUGGCCGCAGCCACGGACCCGGACACCACCGGCUUCAUGCUGGAGUUCCGCUCCGGCAAGGUCGCCUUCCGCGACCGCGACGGGCGCUACCUGGCCCCCGGGGGCCCCGCCGGCACCGUCAAGUGCGGGAAGGGCAGCCGGGUCGGGAAGGAUGAGCUGUUUGGGCUGGAGCGCAGCCACGCGCAGGUGGUGCUGACUGCUGGCAAUGAGAGGAACGUCUCCACCAGGCAAGGCAUUGACCUGUCAGCCAAUCAGGAUGAGGAAGGAGACCAGGAAGUAUUCCAGUUGGAGAUGAGCCGUGAAGACAAGAAGUGCGCCUUCAGAGCUGCUGCAGGAAAAUACUGGACACUGACAGCAGCUGGAGGACUGCAAUGCACCGCUUCCACCAAGUCCGAAAAUAGCUACUUUGAACUGGAAUGGCGCGAUGGUCGUGUGUGUCUUCGUGCAGCCAACGGCAAGUAUGUGAUCGCGAAGAAGAACGGGCAACUGGCGGCUACUGUUGACAAUGCAGGGGAGGCUGAACAGUUCCUGAUGAAGCUAAUUAACCGUCCCCUCAUUGUCCUCCGUGGAGAGCAUGGUUUCAUUGGGGGUCGUAAAGCUGGUUUGCCGACCCUCGACUCCAACCGAGCAUCUUAUGAUGUUUUCCAUUUGGAGUUCCAUAACGGUGCCUAUGCCCUCAAAGACUCCCAGGGGAAGUACUGGUGUGUUGGAGACGACACAGCGGUUGUGUGCAGCAGCUCCACACCUGUCCAGUUCCUGCUUGAGUUCUGUGACCUCAACAAGAUGGCCAUCCGUGCUCUUGGGGGGAAAUACCUUAAAGGUGACCAUGCCGGAGGUCUAAAGGCCAGCGCGGACUCCCUGGACAGCGCCACCCUUUGGGAAUACUGAGAAUGGACCCUUUAUCUGAGGCAAUGCUUCAUUAAAAGAUACUGUAGGUAGCAUUUUUUGUUGUUGUUAUUUUGUUUUUUGCAUACGUGCGGCUGCUUUUGUGUGUACUUGUGUGUUUGUAUAGUUGUGACUUAGUUCGGAUGGCUGUGUGGUGGAAAUUACACUGAUAAACUGGACAACAUGGCACCAAAACUGAUGGGAUCAGAUUUUUUUUCUAACUAUAAACUGUUCUUGCUAGGCUUUUUACUGAAGUUUUGCAUUUACAAUAACUUGCUGUUUUACUGAAUGUCUGGUUGCACAUUAUUUGUUACACCUCUAGUCACACUUACAUAUACUUUUAGCUGUGCCUAUUUGUGGUGUACCAAAUAUUUACAAUGC